CCUGGUUCAUCUCCCUGUUGCCUUUUGGGAGAAUGAUGCUUCUAUCUACCAAUAACACCCUUUGUAUUUUUCACUCCUGUCUCUGCUGAUCUGCUCCCACCCCCAAAUACCUGUGCCCUUCCUUCCCCAAGAUAUGAAAAGUCCCCUCACCCUCCCCACCUAGCUGGCUGACUCUAAUAAGGUAGUAGUCAAGGGAGUUUCUGGGCUGGGACCCCCUUUGGGGUGCAGCUGGGGUGCCCUGCUGGUAUGUGCCCCAACAGGUUUUUCUCUAUCAGUUUUGAAAUCAGCCAGGAGCCUGUCUGACCUGCCCCCCAGGGAACUGGAGCCAGAGGCAGAGCCAGGUCAGAAGCUGGACUUAGAGACGAGGGUUCUGGGUCCCGCGCAGCCCCACAGGGAGAGCAGUGCACAAAGCUGCCUGUGUCUGUGGCUGAGCAGCUAAGAGGCUGAGUGGAGUUCACUCGAGCCACACAGGAGCCGGUGCCCACACAGGCAAGCUCCAGGCGUAAAGACGACACCUGCCUUUCCUCUGGCACCUUUGGGCACCCAUGAACCUGCAAGGACAUUAUUCACAUCAGCUCAGAGACUGCACCUGCCGACCUAAAGAUUCUGGCCUGAGACAACGAAAGUGACAGGCAAAAAGCAGGCCAGUCAGUUGCACCAUGUCUGUGAGUACCAUGAAGACGGCACCAUCCCUCAUUCAGGAGAUCCUCAGCUACCUGGGCCUUGCCAACAAGACUGCAGCUUGGGGGACCCUGGGAACCCUAAGGACAUUCUUGAGCUUCACUGUGGACAAAGAUGUACAGAGGCUGCUGAGGGCCAUUACAGGCCAAGGUGUGGACAGUAAUGCCAUUGUGGCUGUGCUGACCAAUCGGAGCAGAGAGCAAAGGCAGCUUAUCUCUAGAGCCUUCAAGGAGCGCACCCAACAGGACCUGCUGAAGUCCCUCCGGGCAGCACUUUCCGGCAACCUGGAGAAGAUUGUGGUGGGUCUGCUGCAGCCCAUGGCCCAAUUCGAUGCCCAGGAAUUGAGGACAGCCUUGAAGGGCUCAGAUUCUGCUAAAGGCGUGGCCAUGGAAAUUCUUGCUACCCGAGCCCCACCUCGGCUACAGGAGUGCCUGACAGUAUAUAAACACGAUUUCCAGGUGGAGGCUAAGGAGGACAUCAAGUCUGUAACCAGUGGCAUCUUGCAGGACCUGCUCCUGGCCCUUGCCAAGGGGGGCCGUGAGAGCUACUCCGGAAUCAUCGACUAUAACCUGGCAGAACAGGAUGUCCAGGCACUACAUCAGGCAGAAGGACCCAGCACAGAGGGGACAUGGGUCCUCAUCUUCACCCAGAGAAAUCCUGUACACCUCAUCCGAGUGUUUGACCAGUACCAGCGGUAUACUGGGUACGAAUUGGAAGAGACCAUCCGGAAUCGCUUCCACGGAGACACCCAGGUGGCCCUUCUCAGCCUGGCCUCGGUAGUCAGGAACACACCGUCGUACUUUGCUGACAAACUUCACCAAGCCCUCCAGGAAACUGAACCCAAAUACCAAGUCCUGAUGCGCAUCCUCAUCUCUCGCUGUGAGACUGACCUUCUCAGUAUCAGAACAGAGUUCAAGAAGAAAUUCGGGAAGUCCCUCUACUCUUCUCUCCAGGAUGCAGUGAAAGGGGACUGCCAGUCAGCCUUCCUGGCCUUGUGCAGGGCUGAAGACAUUUGAGACUUCCCUGCCUCUACUCCAUAGGACACUCAAGGAUCAGAGUCCCAUGUUGGGCUGAGCCUGUAGGAAACCAGCAGAGCCUCCACACAGGACAGCCCCUCACCAAACACCACGUUUCAGCUUCUUAUUGAGGCUGGAACUCUCUUUUGUUAAGUCCCUUAAUUUCCUUCAACUCAAAAUGAUAUAUGUACCUGGGUCCUCUAGCUCUGUCUUUGGAGCCAGGUGAUGAGAUCUCUUUGAUAGUGUCUGCGUGGCUCACUCUUCCUGUGCCCUGGCCAGAACAUCUCACUGGUAGCAGAAUUCUUCUGGCAAACUUCACUAUUGUUUCUGUGCCCUGAUUGAAUUUUGGGUGGAGCAGGACACAGGACGGAAAGGGGCCUUGGAGUUGCAGGCGCCUAUGAUGUACACUUGGCUAUUCAACAGGAAUACGGUUGUUGCCCUGGUGCUCUAGUAAUCAAUACCCCUCCCCCCUGGUGUCUCUCUUCACCUUUAUUCCUCAGGAGAUUUCAGGCAAAAAUAAUUGAUAAACAGGCACCAGAAGAAGAACAAGAUCCAAAAUAGUAAGAGGUAGCAAAGGUCAGUGAACUGGGAAGCAAGCAGAGGUCAAGCUGCCCUCCCCAGUUUGGGAAGUCUUGGUUAGAAGGGAGCACAACCCCCAAAUUCAUCUGUCCAAUCAGGGAUUUGGAAACCCAUUUCCCAUGACAGCACUAUUUCCUAUCAAGGACAUAGCAGGAACAAACAAAAACCAAAAAGAUGGCUCAGCACCUGUGGCUCAAGCGGCUAAGGCACCAGCCACAUACACGAGAGCUGGUGGGUUCGAAUCCAGCCCGGGCCCACCAAACAACAAUGACGGCUGCAACCAAAAAAUAGCCGGGCAUUGUGGCAGAUGCCUGUAGUCCCAGCUACUUGGGAGGCAGAGGCAGGAGAAUCGCUUGAUCCCAGGAGUUGGAGGUUGCUGUGAGCUAUGAUGCCACAGCACUCUACCCAGGGUGACAGCUUGAGGCUCUGUCUCAAAAAAAAGAGAAAAGGAGGCUUGGCACCCGUAGCACAGUGGUUACAGUGCCAGCCACAUACACCAAGGGUCCAGGUUCGAAUCCAGCCCAGGCCAACUAAACACUGCAAAACAACAAAAAAUAGCUGGGCACUGUGGCGGCUCCUGUAGUCCCUGCUACUUGGGAGGCUGAGGGAAGAGAAUCGCUUAAGCCCAAGAGUUGGAGGUUGAUGGGCAGUGCCUGUGGCUCAGUGAGUGGGUCGCCAGCCCCACAUACCGAGGGUGGUGAGUUCAAACCUGGUCCCGGCCAAACUGCAA
Messenger RNA from Nycticebus coucang (slow loris), 3006 nucleotides. It is a transcript of the gene ANXA9, whose product is annotated as annexin A9. Bases 660 to 1697 code for a protein of 345 amino acids. The record is from RefSeq and is a predicted model, not a curated record. Gene Ontology annotation, cellular component: cytoplasm. Gene Ontology annotation, molecular function: calcium-dependent phospholipid binding; calcium ion binding. The transcript has 15 exons. Lineage: Eukaryota; Metazoa; Chordata; Mammalia; Primates; Lorisidae.